AUGGCACCGUACAAAGCACAGUAUGGCAAAAAGUGUUGGACAACACUGUACUGGGACGAGGUUGGUGAGCGAAGAAUUUUGGGGCCCGAAUUGAUACAAGCCACAUGUGAAAAGGUAGAUUUGAUUAGAGACCGAAUCAAGGCUGCGCAGUCAAGGCAGAAAAGCUAUGCUGACUUGAAGAGAAAGGACCAUGAGUUCACUAUAGGUGAUAAGGUGUUCCUUCGAGUAUCACCAACGAAAGGCGUGCUGCGAUUCGGUAAGAAGGGGAAACUGAGCCCUAGGUACAUCGGACCAUAUGAAAUCUUGGCAAGGAUUGGACCAAUGGCAUAUAGGCUGGCACUGCCCCCAUCUUUAGUCAGUGUUCAUGAUGUAUUUCACAUAUUUAUGUUGAGGAAGUACAUUGCAGAUCCGACCCACGUGUUGACCCAAGAAUUACCUGAACUCUCCGAGGACCUGACUUACGUCGAGGAGCCUGUGAAGAUUGUUGAGAGGAAUGAGCAUAAUCUUCGAAAUCCUGUCGUCUCUUAUGUUAAGGUACGAUGGAGAAACCAUUCGGACGAGGAGGCAUCUAGGGAGCGCGAGAGCGAGAUUUGA
Messenger RNA from Telopea speciosissima, 594 nucleotides. RefSeq lists its product as uncharacterized. The transcript has a single exon. The coding region runs from base 1 to 594 and encodes 197 amino acids. The record is from RefSeq and is a predicted model, not a curated record. Lineage: Eukaryota; Viridiplantae; Streptophyta; Magnoliopsida; Proteales; Proteaceae.